AUGGAAUUAAUUGAUUUACUAGUUGUGGGAGAAAAAUUUACUUGGUCCUCAUCAAGUGGUAGUUGUAGAAGUAGGUUGGACAGAUUUUUAAUUUCGCAGCAGCUUAUCAAUUUAUGGAAUAUCAAAGCUCAAUAUGUCAGUGAUAGAGAUAUAUCAGAUGACCGACCGAUUUGGAUCAAAGCAAACAAUAUCAACUGGGACCCUAAACCGUUCAAAAUCUUCGAUGCCUGGUAUGAACAUCCAUAUUUCUCUCACUUUGUUGGUAGGUCCUGGAACACUUGUAUGGCUCGUGGCAGUGUUGCUGCUAUACGUGAUGAAGAAACUGAAAUUCUUGAUCAUGUGUCGGAGGUGGAGAUGUUAAGGAGAAGCAAGGCCCAAACUGAAAUGUGGAACAAUUUAAAACUGAAGGAUGUCAUGAUUAAACAGAAAGUGAGAUUGAAAUGGGGUAGGGAUGGAGAUUUGAACACCAAAUAUUUUCACUCGAUACUAAAUGGGAGAUAUCGGAGGAACUCAAUUGUUUCCAUCAAAGUUGGGGAAGAUAAAGUGGAGGAAGUUAGUGCUGUUAAAGGUGCUAUCAAAGCACAUUUCCAAAAGUUGUUUUCUUCUGAACAUUCUUGUAGGCCUCAUUUGAAUUAG
Lathyrus sativus (Indian pea) is the source of this 636-nucleotide messenger RNA. Lineage: Eukaryota; Viridiplantae; Streptophyta; Magnoliopsida; Fabales; Fabaceae. The record is from the annotation of a GenBank genome assembly.